CCACUUACGGACAUCGUUGUUGCCUCAAUCGCCCAGAUUGUAUGGGGGGAAGGGUGGAAGGUGGUCUGCGCGGGCAUUCGGCUGUUGAAGAUCAUGGCGAAUGAGGAAGAGGAGCUUUCGCUUCAGGGCCAUUCUCAUGCUACGCAUUGCUAUCCAGUCAGCGAAGCCACACCUGCCGCCUAGCCACUUGGUAGAAGUCGAGGUCAAGGUCGACACCGUCCUCCCGUUGCUCUGGCCUUUACUCGAGCGCCGUUAUAAAUAUACGGCCUCGUCACAGAACGCUGUACCACUGCGGAGAAUGCACAGCGUCCCAGAUCGCUGGCCGGCCUGGCGUCACGAUCUAACCCACUUUGGGCAUCUAAUUGGAAUCCGCGCACGACGAUUGGUAGGCGUGAGGCGACGUUUGCUUCGCCGCCAUGGUCUUUCGCCUCUGCCAGGCAAGAAUGGCUCUACCUCAUGUACACGCGCUGUACGAGCGGAACGGCGACCAUAUGGGCAUGCGCACGACGAGCCUCGUUCGACUCCCUCCUGUCAAUUUUGGGAGUCCUGGAUUACGAACACCUGAGGUUCGGAACCUCGAACGUGGAGACUGCACCGUCGGUUUGGAGGUAAGUUUCCACCGCCAGAAGAUUUCAAUUGCUCCUCGGGCGGCGCGCGCGGAUUUUGGUCUGGAAACGUUGUCCCCUCAUUUGGUCAGACAUAUAAUUGGGGCUGGCAGAUCCGCUGUUAGAAUCGUUCUAGUCGGCCCCGCACGUGUUACGAGCUUGACAUGUUGCAGAGUUAAACCCAGCCAAUAGCAAGAGCUGCUUUACAUUUGACA
Rhodofomes roseus is the source of this 820-nucleotide messenger RNA. RefSeq lists its product as uncharacterized. The transcript is spliced from 4 exons. The coding region runs from base 101 to 565 and encodes 154 amino acids. The record is from RefSeq and is a predicted model, not a curated record. NCBI's taxonomy places the organism in Eukaryota, Fungi, Basidiomycota, Agaricomycetes, Polyporales, Fomitopsidaceae.